Nestor notabilis (Kea) is the source of this 1163-nucleotide messenger RNA. It is a transcript of the gene SYN3, whose product is annotated as synapsin III. The annotation marks the transcript as partial. NCBI's taxonomy places the organism in Eukaryota, Metazoa, Chordata, Aves, Psittaciformes, Psittacidae. Gene Ontology annotation, cellular component: synaptic vesicle; synaptic vesicle membrane. The transcript has 8 exons. The record is from RefSeq and is a predicted model, not a curated record. Gene Ontology annotation, biological process: neurotransmitter secretion.
GUCACAACACCAAACUUCCCUGUAGUGGUCAAGCUGGGACAUGCUCAUGCUGGAAUGGGAAAGGUCAAAGUUGAGAACCAGCACGACUUCCGGGACAUGGCCAGCAUAGUAGCCAUGGCAAAAACCUACGCCACCACCGAGCCGUUCAUUGACUCCAAGUAUGACAUCCGAAUCCAGAAAAUCGGCAGCAACUACAAGGCUUACAUGAGGACAUCCAUCUCUGGAAACUGGAAGGCAAACACGGGUUCUGCGAUGCUAGAACAGAUUGCAAUGACAGAGAGGUACAGACUCUGGGCAGAUGCCUGCGCGGAAAUGUUUGGAGGUCUUGACAUCUGUGCUGUCAAAGCUGUCCACAGCAAAGAUGGAAAGGACUAUAUCAUUGAGGUGAUGGACAGCUCAAUGCCCCUGAUUGGGGAACAUGUAGAAGAGGACAGACAACUUAUAGCUGAUCUGGUUGUUUCCAAAAUGACUCAGCUUGUCAUCACUGCUGGAUCUACGCCAUCACCACUGAGACCUUGGCCUCCACAAGUUCAGCCUGCACCAAUGAAAUCUCAGACUGGACCUCAGCUUGGACAACUGUCCCAACCACGGCCUCCUCCUCAAGGUGGCCCCCGCCAGCCUCAGGGAUCUCAGCCUCCACGGACAAACGCACCUCCACAGCAGCGGCUCUCUCCUCAAGGACAGCAGCCCCAGAGCCCCCAGUCCACUUCCCCUCAGCAGCAGAGGUCACCUGGAUCUCCACAGCAAGUCCGAUCAGCAAGUGGGUCCUCUCCAGUCCAGGCUCCCAAGCCAGGCGUGUUCCCUCCGCAGCAGCCUAGACCUCCUGCUCAAGGGCGUGCUCCUAGCCAGCCAAGCCCCACUGAAACGUCCAAGCAGCAACCCACCCCUCACCCACAUCUGAACAAAUCGCAGUCCCUGACAAACACCUUCAGCAUAUCUGAAUCAUCUCAGCGGGGAAACACCAAUGAAGAUGAAGCAAAAGCUGAGACCAUCCGCAACCUGAGGAAAUCAUUUGCAAGCCUGUUUUCUGAUUAACAGCCCUGCAGCUGUGCUUCUGCCAGCCCUCACUCUUCGUAUCAGCAUACCUGAUGUCAUCCUGUAACACGCUCAAUGGCACCCAGCGAUUUACAACUAACACCUGGGUAAAUGGAAUUUGGAAAACU